UCUUCGAAUAUCAAAAAGCCUCUUCUUGAGUCUUUGAUUAUUACUGCCACUUAUCACUACUAUCCCUCAAACUUCAUAGCUCCUUAAUUUCCUUCAACAAUCCUUCUUUGCUGCUUUGCUUUAACAAAUCAACACAAGAUGGCUGCAACUAUGAUUGGAGGUGCUUUCCUCUCUGCAACUGUUCAGACCUUAGUUGAGAAACUUGCUUCAACUGAGUUUCUUGAUUACAUCAAAAACACUAAGCUCAAUGUCUCACUCUUGAGGCAGCUUAAAACAACACUGCUCACUCUUCAAGUUGUGCUGGAUGAUGCAGAGGAGAAGCAGAUCAAUAAUCCUGCUGUCAAACUAUGGCUUGAUGACUUGAAAGAUGCUAUCAUUGAUGCUGAGGACUUGCUCAAUGAAAUCAGUUACGAUUCCCUGCGAUGCAAGGUGGAGAAUACACAAGCUCAAAACAAAACUAAUCAGGUGUGGAACUUCCUUUCUUCUCCUUUUAAUAGCUUCUAUAGAGAGAUCAAUUCCCAGAUGAAGAUCAUGUGUGAAAACCUGCAAUUGUUUGCAAAUCAUAAAGAUGUCCUUGGUUUGCAAACUAAGAGUGCUAGAGUUUCUCAUGGAACUCCUUCAAGUUCUGUGUUUAACGAAUCUGUCAUGGUGGGUAGGAAGGAUGACAAAGAGACAAUAAUGAACAUGUUGCUAUCACAGAGAAACACAAUCCAUAAUAAUAUAGGUGUUGUUGCAAUUUUGGGCAUGGGAGGUUUAGGAAAAACUACCCUUGCCCAACUUGUUUACAAUGAUAAAGAAGUUCAACAACAUUUUGACAUGAAGGCGUGGGUUUGUGUGUCUGAGGAUUUUGAUAUUAUGAGAGUAACAAAGUCUCUCCUUGAAUCUGUCACUUCCACAACUUCGGAAAGCAAUAAUCUUGAUGUCCUUCGUGUUGAGUUAAAGAAAAUCUCAAGGGAGAAAAGAUUUUUGUUUGUGUUGGAUGAUCUGUGGAAUGACAAUUGUAAUGAUUGGGAUGAGCUAGUAAGUCCCUUCAUUAAUGGAAAACCUGGAAGCAUGGUGAUUAUAACAACGCGCCAACAAAAAGUUACAAAGAUGGCACACAUGUUUGCUGUACAUAAUUUAGAACCUCUAUCAAAUGAAGAUUGUUGGUCUUUACUCUCAAACUAUGCAUUGGGAAGUGAUGAGUUUCACCAUAGUACAAAUACAGCCCUUGAAGAAAUUGGCAGGAAGAUUGCAAGAAGGUGUGGGGGAUUGCCAAUAGCUGCUAAAACACUAGGAGGACUUCUCCCUUCAAAGGUAGACAUAACAAAGUGGACUUCAAUUUUUUCAAUUUUGAACAGCAGCAUAUGGAACUUGCGAAAUGAUAAUAUUCUUCCUGCAUUGCAUUUGAGUUAUCAAUAUCUUCCCUCUCAUUUGAAAAGAUGCUUUGCAUAUUGUUCAAUUUUUCCAAAGGAUUGCCCACUCGAUAGGAAGCAAUUGGUUUUGUUGUGGAUGGCAGAAGGCUUCCUUGAUUGUUCACAAGGGGGGAAAAAGUUGGAGGAAUUAGGUGAUGAUUGUUUUGUUGAAUUGUUAUCGAGAUCGUUAAUUCAACAAUUAAGCGAUGAUGAUCGUGGGGAAAAAUUUGUCAUGCAUGACCUUGUCAAUGAUUUAGCUACAUUCGUAUCAGGAAAAAGUUGUUGCAGGCUUGAAUGUGGUGACAUCCCUGAAAAUGUUCGUCACUUCUCAUAUAACCAAGAAUACUUUGACAUUUUCAUGAAGUUUGAGAAAUUACACAAUUGUAAAUGUUUGCGAAGCUUCCUAUGUAUUUGCUCGACGACGUGGAGGAACGAUUACUUAUCCUUCAAGGUGAUUGAUGAUUUUCUACCGUCACAAAAAAGGUUGCGUGUGUUAUCGCUAUCAGGGUAUCAAAACAUCACCAAGCUACCAGAUUCAAUUGGAAAUUUGGUGCAGUUGCGGUAUCUAGAUAUCUCCUUCACUAACAUCGAAAGCUUGCCUGAUACAAUAUGUAACCUUUACAAUUUACAGACCUUGAAUUUAUCAAACUACUGGAGUCUCACUGAAUUGCCAAUACAUAUUGGAAAUUUAGUCAAUUUACGUCACCUUGAUAUAAGUGGGACUAACAUAAAUGAGUUGCCUGUGGAAAUUGGGGGACUAGAAAACCUUCAAACUCUCACCUGUUUUUUAGUGGGUAAGCACCACGUAGGGUUAAGUAUCAAAGAGCUCAGUAAAUUCUCAAACCUACAAGGAAAACUUACCAUCAAGAACGUGGAUAAUGUUGUUGAUGCCAAAGAGGCACAUGAUGCCAGCUUGAAAAGCAAAGAGAAAAUUGAGGAGUUAGAGCUGAUAUGGGGAAAACAAAGUGAAGAGUCGCAUAAAGUGAAAGUUGUGCUUGAUAUGUUGCAACCAGCAAUAAAUUUGAAGAGCCUGAAUAUUUGCUUAUAUGGCGGGACAAGUUUUCCUAGUUGGUUGGGAAAUUCUUCGUUUUCUAACAUGGUAUCCCUCCGCAUCACUAAUUGUGAAUAUUGUGUGACACUUCCACCAAUAGGGCAGUUACCUUCUCUUAAGGACCUAGAAAUAUGUGGUAUGGAGAUGUUGGAGACAAUUGGCCUGGAGUUCUAUUAUGUCCAGAUUGAAGAAGGUUCUAAUUCUUCCUUCCAACCAUUUCCAUCCCUUGAGUAUAUAAAAUUCGACAAUAUACCAAAUUGGAAUAAAUGGCUUCCCUUUGAAGGCAUACAAUUUGCUUUUCCUCAACUUCGAGCUAUGAAGUUACGUAAUUGUCCCAAACUAAAGGGACAUUUGCCUAGCCAUCUUCCUUGCAUAGAAGAAAUUGAAAUAGAAGGUUGUGUUCAUCUAUUGGAAACAGAGCCCACUUUGCAUUGGUUGUCGUCAAUAAAAAAAAAUUAAGAUUGAUGGGCUUGGUGAAAGGACCCAAUUGUUAUUGCUUGAGAGUGAUUCUCCGUGUAUGAUGCAAGAUGCAGUGAUGGCAAACUGCGUUAACCUAUUAGCUGUGCCAAAAUUGAUUCUGAGAAGCACUUGUCUUACACACUUGAGACUCUAUUCUCUUUCUUCUCUCACUACAUUUCCCUCAAGUGGUCUACCCACUUCAUUGCAAUCACUUCAUAUCGAAAAUUGUGAGAAUUUAUCCUUCCUACCUCCUGAAACGUGGAGCAACUACACAUCACUUGUGAGUCUUUAGUUCUAUCGUAGCUGUGAUUCACUUACAUCCUUUCCACUUGAUGGUUUCCCUGCGCUCCGAACACUUUCCAAUUGAAUUAUUUGAAGUCAAGUUUAAGAUGGAAAUGCUCACCGCUCUUGAAAAUUUGCAUAUGAAAUGCCAAAAGUUGUCAUUUUCUGAAGGAGUUUGUCUACCUCUCAAAUUACGAUCAAUUGUGAUUUUUACCCAAAAAACAGCACCGCCGGUUACGGAAUGGGGUCUCAAAGAUCUAACAGCUCUUUCAAGCUGGAGUAUUGGAAAGGAUGAUGAUAUAUUUAACACCUUGAUGAAGGAGUCGUUGCUACCCAUCUCCCUUGUGUAUCUAUAUAUCUGGAAUCUCUCUGAAAUGAAGUCCUUUGAUGGAAAUGGGCUGCGACACCUCUCCUCUCUCCAAUAUCUCUGUUUUUUCAUUUGUCAUCAACUUGAGACAUUGCCAGAAAACUGCCUCCCUUCCUCACUGAAAUCACUUUCAUUUAUGGAUUGUGAAAAGCUUGGGUCAUUACCAGAAGACAGCCUCCCUUCCUCGCUGAAAUCACUUCAAUUUGUGGGUUGUGUAAGACUCGAGUCAUUACCAGAAGACAGCCUCCCUGACUCUCUUGAGCGACUGACCAUCCAAUUUUGCCCAUUGUUAGAAGAAAGGUAUAAAAGGAAUGAAUAUUGGUCCAAAAUUGCUCACAUCCCUGUCAUACAAAUAAAUCACAAAGUCACAAUAUGAUAGACAAGUUGUGUUCCCGUUUUCAGGAGAUCAAAGGCCUAGCUAUGUGGAUGAUAAUCUGCUCACUGAUUUGAGACGAGCCAAAUGCAUGGUUUCCAUUGAUUGCCACAAGAUUUAAUUUACUUAGCUGCUAAUAGUGAGUUUGUAUUUUAUUAUCAUUUGAAUGAAU
This is a messenger RNA of Medicago truncatula (barrel medic), 4098 nucleotides long. RefSeq names its product putative disease resistance RPP13-like protein 1. The record is from RefSeq and is a predicted model, not a curated record. The coding region runs from base 139 to 2904 and encodes 921 amino acids. The transcript is spliced from 2 exons. Gene Ontology annotation, molecular function: ADP binding. NCBI's taxonomy places the organism in Eukaryota, Viridiplantae, Streptophyta, Magnoliopsida, Fabales, Fabaceae.